GAGCUAACGGUGGUGGCAGUAUUUGUUUCUAUCCUUCGACGAUGCUUUGCGAAGAAUAAGAUGAAAACCAAUUAAGAUUUAAAAAGAGUGGGAAAAGACGAAAAGGGAUGGCUGAGGCUUCCGCUUACAAGGAUUAUUUAGCAGGGUUAGCCGCCGGAAUUGCUACAGUUGUCGUCGGUCAUCCCUUUGACACUGUUAAGGUGAAGCUACAAAAGCACAAUACUGAAGCACAUGGAAUUAAGUAUAAGAAUGCAUUGCAUUGUACCAGUAGGAUUCUGAAGAAUGAAGGAGUGAAAGGUCUUUACCGGGGUGCAACAUCUUCAUUUGUUGGGAUGGCAGUUGAAGGCACACUUUAUUUUGGCAUUUAUUCUCAAACAAAACAAUCACUUCAGGGAGAAGUGCGGAAUAGUAGGCCCCAGAUCCAGGUUAUCAUUCCUGCAGCAGCUUAUGCUGGAGCUAUAAUCAGUUUCGUGUUAUGUCCAUCAGAGCUGGUGAAAUGUAGGAUGCAAGUUCAAGGGACUGACUCUUUAGUUUCCAAAUAUGAUAGAUACAGUAGUCCUCUUGAUUGUGCUGUUAAAACCGUAAAGACUGAAGGGAUUAAGAGUCUAUUCCGUGGAGGUUUUGCAACUUUCUUGCGAGAGUCUAUUGGGAACUCGGCCUUCUUCUGCACCUAUGAGUAUAGUCGUUACUACUUGCGGUCACAAUUAAAUUCCAUCUCAUCUGGACAUAGUGACCUGCCAAAUGCAUUUAGUGAUAUAGGGAUUGGCAUAAUCAGUGGUGGGCUUGGUGGUGUGGCUUUCUGGUCGACUGUUCUGCCAUUAGAUGUGGCAAAAACUGUUAUUCAGACUUCUUCAGAUGCUAGUAGAAACCCAUUUCAGAUACUGAGCUCGAUAUACCGGAUUGCAGGAUUUAGAGGAUGCUAUGCUGGUCUGAAUCCCACGUUAGCAAGAGCAUUUCCUGCAAAUGCUGCUGCAAUUGUUGCAUGGGAGUUUUCUGCAAAGAUGUUAGGGAUUAAGCGGGACUGAAAACGGGUCUUGAAUUAAUAUGAAUGACUAAUUUUCAUUACUCUAGCUCUCCUAUUUCAGCAUUUUCAGAUGGCUGUUUGUGAGUCCUUCCUAGCCUUACAAUAUUCUUUU
Molecule: messenger RNA, 1136 nt
Organism: Telopea speciosissima
Lineage: Eukaryota; Viridiplantae; Streptophyta; Magnoliopsida; Proteales; Proteaceae
Product: mitochondrial arginine transporter BAC1
Exons: 8
Coding region: 108-1025 (305 amino acids)
Biological process (GO): mitochondrial L-ornithine transmembrane transport
Molecular function (GO): L-ornithine transmembrane transporter activity
Source: RefSeq, a predicted model, not a curated record